AUGAAUCCCUAUACGAUGUUUGGAGCGACGAGUCAACGACUGGCCACUUCAGAAAUGCAAUCCGAGCCCUCGCUCUCACCCUCAAUGAUAGACAGCGCAGUCAUACAGAGCGGCUCAGGUCAGAUCCAAUUGUGGCAAUUUCUUCUGGAACUCCUGUCAGAGAGCGGUAACGCCAACUGUAUUACAUGGGAGGGAACUAAUGGAGAAUUCAAAUUAACAGACCCCGAUGAAGUGGCGCGAAGAUGGGGUGAGAGGAAGAGUAAGCCAAACAUGAACUACGAUAAGCUGAGUCGAGCGCUGCGUUAUUACUACGAUAAGAACAUAAUGACCAAGGUGCACGGCAAACGAUACGCGUAUAAAUUUGAUUUUCAGGGCUUAGCGCAGGCGACGCAACCCACGGCUGCCGACCCCUCCGCAUACAAAGCCGCCUAUCAAUCGGCCGACCUAUUCAUGCACCCGCCGCCCGGCUAUCCCCACCACCCGGGCUCCGCAGCCAAACACCUCAACUUUGCGGCGGCCGUUCACAGCGGGAUGUCUCCGUCGGCUUCUGGUAGUAUAUUCCCGUCGGCCUCCUCUUACUGGACGAGUCCGGGCGCGGCCGCCAACCUCUACUCGAAUAUAGCUGCGGCGUCGGCCACCCACCACUCGAUGCCCCACCACCACCACCCCUCCCACGUCACCUCACAUAUUGGCUCCUAUGCUCACUACGCGUGACAAUGAAUCUGACCAUCACUUUGACUCUUGUCAUCAAAUUGCCACCAAAACUCAAUUCAUGAAAGGUAUGGCCCGUAAGGACUCAGCGGUUGAUUAGUUUUACUAUACAUUUGUUUUAUAUAUGAUAAACAAUCUUCUGUUUUAUGAAACGGUUUUCAAUGUCUAACAAACAGAUCUCUAACUG
Messenger RNA from Oppiella nova, 898 nucleotides. The record is from the annotation of a GenBank genome assembly. Lineage: Eukaryota; Metazoa; Arthropoda; Arachnida; Sarcoptiformes; Oppiidae.